AUGAACGACAUCAGAGAUGAGGAUAGAAUUCUGCCUCAGGCAAACUCUCCUCUUUUCAGACUACCCGGCGAAUUAAGGAACUGGAUUUAUGACCUUGUCAUCACACCGUCUGCCCCUAUUGUCAAUCCUAGCUGGGAUACUACCACCGGACCAAAACAUCAACAAGUACCCAGCCUAGGUGUCACCUUGCUGCGGACUUGCCGCGCCGUCUAUCUCGAAGCAAACGAGUCCACGCUGCUGAAGAAAGGCGACUUUGUGUUCACAAGGAUUGCUCACAUCCAAGCGUUCUUCUCGAGACUGUCGUUGUCACAGAGAAGCAACGUCGACCACAUCACCAUUGAUCUCAGAGAAGCAGCAUCUGGAGAUCCAGCUUCUCAGAGCGAGGAGAGCACGACCAUUGCCAACGAAUGGGUUCAUUACUUCUGUUGUGUUCAAGGAGCACACAUGAUGGGCGCCUGGUGUGCGGAUCUCAGCACACUCAAAAACGAUAUCCCGCACCUGCGCUCAAUAUGUAUUGACCUGACCACUUGGCAACCCAACUAUGCCGGUGCUCGACCAGUGCCAUGGAGUCUGGGACUGUGGGUAUCGCCUGCAUUCGACAAAGACGAGUCUGCACUUGUCGACUUGCUUGGACAUGCCAUACGCGAGCCGAAAGAGAACGAAGUCAAGCUUCUUGAGUGGCACGUCGUUGAAGGAGGCGUCACACUGCUGACAGUGCGUGUCGACGAAGCACACAAGAUUAUGCCGUUGACCGGUAGUGAUCUGCAUCUCUUGUACGACGGGAGGAUGUUAUGGAAUGAGUUCCUCGACUUCAAGGAGAAUCAGGUUGAGUCAAUCAAGAGGCGAAAGGCAUCUAUGUCUAUCGGUGAUGCCAUCUGGGGCAGAGCGCCUGAGGUCUUGGUAUAG
Molecule: messenger RNA, 906 nt
Organism: Aureobasidium pullulans EXF-150
Lineage: Eukaryota; Fungi; Ascomycota; Dothideomycetes; Dothideales; Saccotheciaceae
Exons: 2
Coding region: 1-906 (301 amino acids)
Source: RefSeq, a predicted model, not a curated record